Molecule: messenger RNA, 1371 nt
Organism: [Torrubiella] hemipterigena
Lineage: Eukaryota; Fungi; Ascomycota; Sordariomycetes; Hypocreales; Clavicipitaceae
Source: the annotation of a GenBank genome assembly
AACGUCUAAAUAACUCGUCGUAUACGAGCCUACUAGGAUCCACCUACUCUGGAUUAUUUUUAUUAUAGUAUACAACCACUACUGCGUAUAACGUAACGAAGCAUUCCGCUAAGAUGGCCUCCGAGUCUAAUAUGGCUAUCUGCCAGGCUGUUGUCGACGCUUUUAAAGUUCGGCCUAAGAUCAUGAGCUAUAAGGAUGACAACAACAAGAGCGAGACUUACAUCGCCACCAGUUUCAAUUGUCCAACACCCGGAAUCAAUAGCUAUUCAACACUGGAGUUGUCAGACUACCCAUUAAUGAAGGACGGCGUCGAGCACUCGGUCCGGCUAGAGAUACUUUUCGCUUGUGCAAACGACAUCGACUACUGGGGCAACGUGAUCGCCACAGCAGCAUUCUUCAUUAUCAACGAUAAGUGGUUUUGCGGCCCAGGCGUUGUCUACCAGGACAUGGUGAAAAUAUAUGAUCCCAAGGCUAAGCUCCAACACCUCUACUUCACCACCCCGUUUCUCUGGGGCGAUAAGCCGCAGACCAUGUACUUGCCAGACAAGACUGUGGCAUUUCUCCAAGCAAUUCUGAUUUCAGAGAGCGAGCGGCUCUACCUGGCGGAACAUGGGCCUGAUGCCUUUGAGACCCUGCUCCAAUCUGAGGACGCGGACAUUGCCAACUAUGAGCGUGAGCCAGUUGUAUAAGCUCUUUAUAAAACCUGUAUUAAUGAAGUAUUCUCGCUGAUAAGUCUUCUUUUUAAAUUAAGGAAAUAUUUUAACAGAUAAUCCCAACUCGAAAAUAGUAAAAGUGAUAUAUAUUUAAGUAGGCCCUUGGCAUUUACUUAUCAUACCGUCUGGGAUAUCUUAACAUGGCGACUCAAGUCUACGAUUUAAGUAGUAGGAUAUAGGACUAUGCUGAUAUUUGGUUCUUAUUGUACAGAUUUGAGCGAGAACGAUCGUAUAAUGUGACAGAAGUAAAAUUCGGCCCUGCUUCUUCCUACAGCAGGUAUUUGCUCCAGCACCAUCAUCCCAAAGAUAGUCCGAAGAUGAAAGACCAUACAGGUGACAGGAGUGACAGAUAGUUUGGCUACCCCCGGCUAGCUCGUUUGAGAAUGAGGGGCUGUCGUGUUCCAGGUUAGAUAGCGCCGCGGAAACACGGACAGGGUAAGUAUCAUUAGCUCUCCGUGGAUAUUGCGAGUCACAGAGCAACUGCGCUGCUGCAUCCUCUAGGUCCUCAAGUUGAACGAGAGCCAGUCUCGAAAAGUACUCGGUAUAUAGUCUUUUCGAAUGGUUGACUUUUGUAUCUUGGAGUAGCUUCAGACGACUCUCUAGCCUUGUUGUAACCAGUUCUCUUCGGGGUUGAUACGAACUCAAUGUGAAAUCCAAU